Nycticebus coucang (slow loris) is the source of this 4154-nucleotide messenger RNA. It is a transcript of the gene RARRES1, whose product is annotated as retinoic acid receptor responder 1. The record is from RefSeq and is a predicted model, not a curated record. Gene Ontology annotation, molecular function: metalloendopeptidase inhibitor activity. Bases 126 to 998 code for a protein of 290 amino acids. The transcript is spliced from 6 exons. NCBI's taxonomy places the organism in Eukaryota, Metazoa, Chordata, Mammalia, Primates, Lorisidae.
GCUCCCUUCGGCCGGCGCCCCGGGGGCGGAGGGGAGGGGCCCACCGCGGUCUUAUUUCCGCGAGCGCGGGAGCCUCCCGCUCCGAGCCCGGGUCCGCGGAGCGCCACGCCAGCCUGCCCGCGUCCAUGCAGCCCCGCCGGCAACCGUCACCCGCGCCCCCGCCCCCGGCCCUGCGCCCCCGAGCCCCGCUGCUCGCGCUGCUGCUGUUGCUCUCCCUCCGGGGGGCGGCGGCGGCGCCCGCGGGGCCGGGGGCAGCCGAGGAGCCCUGGCGGCCGCAGGACGCGGGGCCGUUGCGCGGGCUCCUGCUGCAGGCGGCACGCGCGGCGCUGCACUUCUUCAACUUCCGCGCCGGCUCGCCCAGCGCGCUGCGAGUGCUGGCGGCCGUGCAGGAGGGCCGCGCCUGGGUUAAUCCAAAAGAGGGAUGUAAAGUUGACCUGGUGUUUAGCACAGAGCGCUAUAAGGCAGAGGGAGGCGAGGAAGGUUUGGGGAAAUGUUCUGCUCGAGUAUUUUUCAAGAAUCAGAAACCCAGACCAGCCAUUAACGUAACUUGUACACGGCUCCUUGAGAAAAAGAAACAAGAGCAAGAGGAUUACCUGCUUUACAAGCAAAUGAAGCAACUUACAGCCCCCUUGGAUGGAGUCAGCAUUCCUGACAGUCACGGACACAUUGACCCCUCUCUGAGGCCCGUCUGGGAUCUGGCUUUUCUUGGCAGCUCGUACGUGAUGUGGGAAAAGACAACCCAGUCUCUGCACUACUACUUGGCCCAGCUCACUGGCGUGAAGCAGUGGAAAACUGAUGAUGAGGAAAUUGAUUUUGAUUAUACUGUGCUACUUCAUGAAUUCUCAACACAGGAAAUAAUUCCCUGUCAUAUUCACUUGGUCUGGUACCCUGGCAAACAGCUUAAAGUGAAGUACCACUGUCAAGAGCUGCAGACAUCAGAAGCCUCUGGAACUGAAGAAGGAUCAGCUGCGGCACCAACAAAGCUUAGUAAUUUCUAAAAAGAAAACAGUGAUCUGCUUAUACUAAGUUCUAAACAAAAUCACUGUACCAGCCUAGAUCAUUAUUCUAGUAAAAUAGCUAAGAUGUAGGCAUUCUAAUAACUUAAGAAAGCCUAUGAUUAUAAGUAAAUACUCAAAAAUUAAAAGAUGUUGUUUUUUUGUUUGUUUGUUUUCCAACUAGUCUGCUUUAGUUUUUAACUCUGAGGGCCCAUGCAUACAGAACUCUGCUUUGUGCUAAUCUCCGGCAGUCUCCCCAAACUUUCAGCCCUAAAACAUAAAAUCCAGUCAACUGGUAAUGCUGCAACUGGUUCAACAAGUAUUUUGAAAAAACAAAGCAAAAAAUGAUGGUCACAUCUCUGAAUCUGCAUUUCUCAUAUUUUGAACAUAUUGUGGCUAUUUUAAGUUGCUAAAUUGCCUCUAUCAAGUAUGUAAACAAUAUUUUCAAUGAAAGUAAAUUGUAGGAAAAAUAUUAACUGUUUAAAAGGGUUUUAGUAUAUUUUAUGAUUCCAAGCAAGUAUUCCUUUUAAACUUGAUAUCUUUUAAAUAAAUAUUUACAUUUCUAAAUAAUAAAAAUGUGUUAAACACAUUUGUAGAGACUUGUAUAUAUAGGAAAAAAUUUUGGUGCUAAGCUGGAAUUAAAAAUGAAAUUUUAUUAUGACUUAAUUCAAAUUUUACAAAUAAUAAGAGUAUAUAUAUCUCACUACAUAAAGCUGUCUGCAAAUAUGCAUUAAGAAAACACUGAUGUAACUGAAAGUAUAUUAAGUACAUAAAAUUUUCAUUUAUAAGGACAACUUGGACCCAGUGUUGGCCUAAGUAAUUUAUAAAAGCAAACACAAUAUGGACUAUAAUCAAAUGUAGUGGAGUAUCUCCUUAAGGCAAGAAGAAUUGAUCCAGGAAAUGUCAUCAUCUGACUUUCAAAAUUAGUAUCAUUUACUGGAACACUUGUAUCAAUGUCUAAAAACCUUUAGCCAGGUUCCAUGACCAGUAAUUGAUUGGAAAGGAUCAGCCUUAAAGAAAUCAAAAUAUUGCUUUUAAGUCUGGACUGUUAGAUAAUUGGAAAAGUUUAUACUAAAGAGAAAAAUUCUAAAGAUGUGGACCCAUACAAAAUAAAAGUAAACAACUCAUUUACAUAUUUUUCUAUUUAAAAUCCCAUUUUUGCAUUUAUCUUCCCAACAUCCCCUUGAUUUGCCUUGUAUUCUGAAACACUGCAAACAAUCAUUUAAAGGAAAGAAUCUGCAAUGAUUAAAUCAUACGAAAAACAGAGGCUGAGGCAGAAGAAUUGCUAUAGCCUAGGAGUUUGAGACCAGCCAGAGCAACGUAACAAGAUCCUAUCUCUUAAAAAAAAUAAAGAAGGUAAAGUUAUCAAACGAAAAACCAACAGCCCAAACACUUAAUAUCACACAAAAGAGUAUCAAUAACAUGACACAUAUGAAUUUCACAAAUCUUUCACUUCACGUCCUGGGCCUAAGCAGAGGCAAUACUUGAGUGGUCUUUAACUUUGCAUAUUAGAGUCACCAGGGAAACUUUUCGUCCUGAUCCAUGUAGAGAACCUGAAUAUCUUACUUCUAAAGUUCCACAGCUGGUUUUUAAAGUGCAGCAAGGGUCGACACUUAGUGCAAUAAAUACCAUCUAGUGCUGCUUCCAUUCUCCAAAACAAGUACGUAAUACCGUCUUUCUGUGAAUUAGUCAACAAUUACCCUGCAAAAUAGUAGUAUAAAAAUCCUCUUUAUGAAUGGUCUCAUUACUUUUCUCCAUGCUACAGACUGAGGUUGGUACGUGGUCCUCACCAGCUGUGACCACACUAACAAGGUAGCAGGAGAUGUGGGUUCUUGUCUUGGAUUUGUCCACAUGUGGUCCUAUUCUAGUUAGUCCCACCCACUGGGCCAUCUUAUUGCCCAUGAAAUGCUGGUGUUGGAUUAGAUAUCUAGAACUUUUUCUGAUACUAUAACUUUAUAACCAGAAUGUUUAACAAAUUAAAAACAAGUCCAAAUUUAUCUUAGUUCCAGCGCUUCUGACCAUUCUUAAUAGCCAGACGAAUGAUGAUAACUCUAGAAGGUACACAGAAUGUGUUUCCUCAUUAGGAACAAUACGCAAAGUUAUUGUGAAAGGUGCGAGAUGCUGAUGAAUGCUACAGCAACCACAUUUCUCAGCCUUGAUGCCAGGGUAGCAAUAGACAUUCAUAGAGGAAAUGCACUUGGUGAGCAUCAAACUCAAGUAUCAGUUUGAAAACUUAAGCUGUGUGGUCUUAGCAAAGUUACUUACUUUCUCUGUGCCUUUACUUCCUCUAUUACAAAAUGGCAUAAUAAUGGUACAUACUCUCUCAUAGGGUUGUGGGAAAUAGUACAUUUAAAGUAUUUAGCAAAUGUCCUGAAAACAUACACUAAAUACUUUCAAAAAAAAUUUUUCCCCCAGAAAACUUAAGUUAUAGAGCCAAAUCUAAUAAAUCAAGAAAGCUAAAAAAAUUUAAAAUAAAUUAUUUUAUUUCUAUUAUCCAGUAAUGAAAAGGUCUAGGAUACAUCUAUGGCAUCAAAUGAUUUUUGGAUAAAGCAAUUCUAAGGAAUGUACUCGAACCGUCUGGGAAAGCCCAAAUUACUCUGGAAAUAAAAGCUUACCCAUUGUUCUUUCACAAUCUCAGUGAAUACCAUAUGUGCAUGUGAUAAAUUCCAAUAGACUAAACUUCAGCUAGCGCCUAGUAGGGGACUGAAACUAACUGGGCAGCAACUCUGAAAGUUAUAUUAUUUAGGAUGCAGAAAAGUCCAAUGAAUACAAACAAGGACAGCUUAUUUUUUACUCAUAAGAGUGGAAGGAAGUAAUAUUCAUAUUCCUAAAACACAGGCAGUUAUAAAUUUGCAAAAGCCACAAAUUGAAGCAAUCAGCCAUGUAUAAAAGACAGAAAUUUAGCUAAUGUUUUAAUAGCCCAAUGAAGAAUCUGAAAAAUGUUCUCUAUUGAGAUCAUGUGAAAUCCACUCUAAAACAGAAAACCUACCCAUUAAUGACACUCUAAGAAGUAUCACAACGCGCAUAAUUCACCUUCUUCAGCAAACUAAUGAUUAAUUUUUUUAAAUAUAGAGGUAUGAUACAUAGACAAUAGAGAAGGUAAUUUUAACAAAACAAAUUAAAUUAUUAACAAAGUUGCUCCUAGUUAACGUAGAUGAA